CCGGGAUCAGCUAUUGUGAAGCAUUGUUAGGUGUUCAACAAGAAUCAUAAAAAAGUUUCUUUUGAUGCAGUAGCAAUUUAAUUCCAUCUAUAUUAAUGCAUAAUGUGCUCUUCUUUGACUGACUUGGAGGAUCUGUUAUUAAGUUUACUUUUAGCUGAUAAAAUGCCGUCAGACUUUAAUAACAGUGUGUUGGAGACGCAGUUGCGUCGGUUUCUUUAUAUUGGUAAAGAAAAACCUGAAUACCAACCUGGAAAUUGGUUUGUGCACCAAUAUUAUUUAGUGAAAAAUAUCCCAUCCAUUGACGAAUUAGCUGGUGAUCCAAUCAAGCAUUACAAGAUAGUUAAUAAUAUUGUGGCGGCAAAAAACAAAUGUCUUGUACAAAAUAAUGAAACAUUAGUAUUCGCUCUUGCAGUUUGUGCACAACAGGAAAAGAAUCAUACUCUUCGUAAGAGUGCAUAUGAUGCUGUAAAGAUAAUUUGUGACACCCCAGAACGUUUUAUUUUGUUCAACAAGUUUUGCUCUCAAAUCAGUAAACAGAAAGAUAAUCCAAAAAAUGGCUGGGGCCAUGGCUGGAGAAGAGCAGUUAAGGAGUGGUAUCUCUCUAAGUCACCUAUGGAGCUUGCAAAAAUUGUAACCCAAUACAAGAGUAGGUAUGGAUGGAAGCAUAAAGAUAUCAUCAAAUUAGCUCAUGUUCCUACGAGAAAAGAUGGUUUAGAUUUAGUAUUGAAAUAUGUAUUAUAUGGUUUAAAAAAAAUCAAAGAAGGUUUUGAGUAUAAUGAACAGAGUACAGGAAAUGAGGAAUUAAUCAAAUAUUUUGAGUCAAUUGAAUACUUUAAAAAUUGUCAAGAUGAAAUUAGAGUAGCUGCAUUAGUGGAAUCUUUAAAUCUCACCCUAGAUCAUAUUCCUGGGCAUAUGUUGAAAUCUGAAGAGGUAUGGAAUGCACUAGUUUCUUCAAUGAAUUUGACUGAUUUGUUAAAAAACCUUCAAAGAAUUCAUAAUUUGGGAUUUCUUAAACCAAAUGGGAUAAUAGUAAGCAAAGUAAUAGACAUCAUGAGUGAAAAAAAUGUCACCGAUGAAAAAUUACAUCCAGCUGUAUUUUUAGUUACUCUGAAAAACUACGAAAAUUCUGGCAAGCCACUGUCAUUUGAAAAACGAAAGGUUAAAGAGCAAGCAAAGAGACCACUUCCACCUCCUCCAAAGGUCAACAAAAAAAUCGUGGAUACUUUGACCAAAAUGCUGAAUUAUUCUUUCACCACCCUGCAACCUACCAAUGUUCGCUACAUGAUUACCAUCAAUAUGAAUAAAACAAUGUUGGAUAAUGGAUGUUGGCAAUGUGGCAACGUGAACGCCGCUGAGGCUGGUUGUUUGAUUGCCCUAUCUCUUCUUCGAGCUGAAAAGAGUGUCACCGUAGCAAUCUUCACGGACAACGGUAUUCAAUGCGUCGAUGUGGAUAUGAACUCAACACUAGUUCAGAUGAUGAGGAAGUUGGAGCCGACGAAUGUUGAAGCCAUCGACUUAAGUAAACCCAUGCUGUGGGCUGCUAAAGAAAACAAGAGCAUCAACGUUUUCAUCAACGUCGUUGAUCAGAUCUAUAAGAAGUCAGAUUCUUCAGAAGAGGGCAUUAAAGCAUACAGAGAAAUAAUGAAUAUACCAAAAGCAAAAUUGGUAAACUGUGCCAUGUGUGCCUCAUCGACAUACGACAAACAAGAAUACGAUACAGAUAUUCUUACUGUAUGCGGGUUCGAUGAAAAGGUACCUAAAAUUAUUGAAGCUUUUGCGCGAUCUUAUUUUUAAGACAUCAUCCGACGACGAAAAAAGUAAGCAGCGCUUUUUUAAUCAAUUUGUUAACAUUUCAUAUUUUUCUUUGCUUCAUGACGUUUUUAUAAAAUGAUUCUUUUCUAUUUUUUCCUUGAUUAUUUGUGGUAAUUCUAAUAGCAUAUGUGCUAUUGAUCAACGGACAAGGUUAAGAAACAAAUUCAUACAAAAGUGUUCAACAUUAUAUUUUAUUUUCAACUUACGUUAUUUAAAAAGAAAUAUUUAGUUAUACUUAGCAUUAAAUAUAUAGGAUUAGGUAAAAUAAUGCAAAUUACUCAGAAUUUACGUAAAUACAAUUUAUUUUAAUAUUUCUAAAUUUUACUCCGAUUCGAAUUUAAAUUAAGCAUAAAAUAAUGGUAUCAAGUGAUGAAUCAGCGUUCAAAAUUACGUAACUAAUAUAUAAAAUGAAGUAAAAAAUAAAUCGUUUUUUUCCACCUAUUUCGACGAUAAAACUCGCAUUGUACUCUAAUAAAUAAAAAAAUAUUUAAAAGUGCGUCAUGGGCAUGCGCAAAUUCUGACGUUGAUUCUACUUGUAAAAAAAUAUAUCGACGUAAUCGAAUCGUCUAACAUCGCUAUGAUAACUCAAUUAUAAUUACAUGUUUAUUAGCGAAUAAUAUGAAAUUAAGCUGUGUGCGGGUUGUUUAAUCAAUUUUUUUUUAUGUCUGGUUCGAUGUUAUUUUUUUAAUUUUUAUACUUAUUAGUUUAUCAGAGUUAAGAAUCAGAGUGCCCUAUAGUGUAUGUAUAUAAAAAAAGCAAGAAAAAAGUUACACAAAAUUUUAUUAAAUUAAAAUUAAAAAAUGAAUACCGAGCUUGUUUUUUAAAAUAGUUCUCAAUGAAACUACUUGUACUUCACAAGAGCAAAUAAGAGUUUUUAUAUUGUUUGUUAAAUUUAAGUGAAGUAAUGAAAAAAACAAAGAACCCGUUUGCACGGCAAAUCAUUAGUAUUAAGACUGGAUAUUAGAUAACUAGAGCAUAUCCAAGGUAAUCUAUGGUGCAUUUCUUAAUAGAAACAAGGAAUACAAAAUAAAAGAACAUACAGAUAAGUGAAAAAAUCCUAUUUUGAGUUCAAACAGCUCGCUUAUUUUGCCGAUAUAUAAGCUGCCUACACAGCAAGCAAACACGCGAAAAAGAUGAUAUUGAACGGAAAAAUAAAAAAUACUUUUCGUAUGAUAUUUGCAUAACUCAACUCGAUAGAAGAUACAAAAGAUGGUACAGAUUCAAAGCUAUAACUUAAACUACGAUUAAACGCAUUGUGUGGACUAGCGCGCCUCUGCCGAUUAGGAAAAAGUACGCUACAAAAAAGAAUAAAAAACGAUAGGAAUUUCUGACUACUUGGUGGUUUAAAAAAUACUAUAGAAAGAAAAAAUUUCCCACUGUGAUAUGCAUUUAGCCCCAAAGAGUAUAGACGUACAUUAGUAUAAUUUACUAUUAUCGUCAUAUUUGCCAUAUCCAAAGUGAAGGAAAAUGAGAAAUAAACUAAUUACGCUACUAAUAUAAUACUGUGAUACAAGAAUACAAUGUUUAUAUUGUUCAAGGUAGUUGAAAAAUAAAAUGGUAAAUAAAUAAAAAAAGGCAACGGAUGGCUAAGAUAAACGUUUAUACAUUAGUCAGAGGCGCGCUCGCACAGUUCUCCACACACUGAUUUGUUGAUUAAUGUUGAUGGCAUGUUUCGAUUUUAGCGCAUAAAUUUUGUUGAAACGUAAGCGAUUAAAAAAAAGAUAAACGUAAAAAGUAUGAGAAUUUGGUAUCCAGCAGAGUAUAGUAAUUAAAAGGCGAGAGACGAAAGAAAAAAAUUAACGAAGCUUGCAAGCCUCGAACCUCGAGUGACAAUUCGCGUACUUUCGAAUGUAGGGUUCUAAAACUUUUUUGAUAAAUUUGUACACUGACUUGAUAAGCUUGUGACACUUGCGAAAGUAACACUAUCAAUCAAGUAACUUUAUUAGACAAUUAUGAAAAGUAGUGUCAUAUAAGUAGUUCCAUUCUCUUCCUGUGAUUAUUGCCGCCCUUUGUACUUGUAAAAAAUAGUCACUGUGUAUUUUGAUAUUGCAUUACGUUUAUUUAUUAUUAUACGUAUACACGUUGCCAACAAAUUCGCAGGUGUCGCGAGAAAUCAUAAGCGUGAAUAAAAGAUAAAAAAACAAUUGUUAGAACGCUGCUUCGCUCACUCUUAUGCAAAAAAACAAAGACGUAAGAUUCUCAUAUGGCUGUGUCCUGCAAACGAAGUCUGUCCUACGGUGUAAAAUUCACCCGAUUCGUACAACACUUUGCAGUUUGUUCUCUUCUUCGCCGAUGACAUUCGAGGUUCUUGACGCUCAUUUACAGAUUUACAUACACCAAUACACACACACACACACACACACACACACCAUAUGUACGCAUAAUUUCUCGUACGUGUAAAAGAAAAACACUUUCUUAUAUAUAAUAUAACAAUUAAUAUUUCUUAACAAAGAAAUGAAAAAUACACACAUACGAUAGGUCGUAAGCAAAUAUAUGUAUAUGAAAUUUCUCUUAGCGCGCAAUCGAAAGAGCGACAAGGAAGAAAUUUGAAAUGAUAAACGAUAUUUCUUGCUGAUCCAUUAUUAAGUAAAAAAAUUUAUAAUCUUUCCUGAGACAAAAAAUAAUACAUACACAUACAGUUCGACUGCUUGAAUAGGCGUGAUAAUUCUGUCACAUUGGAUUACGAGGGUAUAAUAGUAUUUUUUAGAAAAAUUUUUCCUAAACAAUGAAAAAGAAAAAAUGGAAAACAUAAGAAUGUUUUGUGAAAAACAAUGCGCUUAGAGAGAUUAUUUACAGAUAAAAGACGAUAUUGCAAAUCUCGUUGACCAUAAGGUAUUUAAAUUGAUAGUAAUAAUUAAUUAAUCAUUACAAUGUAACACUUUCCUUUGUUUUUAUAAGUAAACGGUCACUUGGAAGAAAAUGUUUAAAAAAAGAGUAGGGGAUUAAUAUUGUAACGAGUACGAUUAUAAUAACACUAUAUAAUAUGCAUUGUAUCUUAUUAGGCAGGUACUUUUGUGCUACGUCUAAAAUCGCUCUUUAACGUAUAUUAUAAUAAAUAUAGUUAACCAAUUUAUUUGUCUCGCCUGCUUAAAGCAGCAAGUUGCGUACGCUACAUUCAUACUUCUUAGAGAUAGCUUUAACGAUAUAAAAAACAAAAUACAUGCACUUUACGUGUUAUAUCCAUACCUAGUUGACGUAAGAUGUUCAUCGACGAGGAAGUUUCAGCUUUGAGUUCAUAGCUCAAAAAGUCAAAGGCGAAGUUCGCGGGAGUGUUUAUAAAGGGCAUUCAUGGGUAAUCGAAACUGUUGUUUAGGGCAAGUGAAAAAAUAUCGUGACAAUAAUGUUGAGAAUUUAGGAUCUCACUUCGAUUUCCGUUGCGGAUAAAUCUCUGGCGACAUUUUUGACAAAAAAAUGAAAACAAUUGUUUCAUCAGAUUGAACGGCAUUCAGCGAAAUUGGGAAUGUUCCGAGCUAUAGAAAAAUUACUCAAAGUUGUUAAUAUUUUUUAUAAUUAAUGUUAAUAUAUCAACAAAACGCGAACUCUCGAUGCGAAUUCGCCCCAUGAAAAACACUCGUCGAUAAUAUAUUCAAUAUACAAUUACACGUGUACCCUCUAUAGCAGUAAGUUUUAACUAACUUUGAGAGGAGAACAGGAGAAUUGGUAAUAUUUAUUCCAAGUCACCGACGACGAGGCUCGUGGUUAAGGAGAAAAAUUUCUAACCGACUGAAAAAAGGAAAUACUCGAUGAGUCGAUGAGUCGUCGAUGACUUACUUGGCACUUUCUGUCGCUGUAAGGCCAUGUUUUUAUUACAUUAUUCAUUGUAAUAAUUAUAAUAUUAAUAAUAAUAAUUAUUAUCAUAUAAAAGAAGAGGGAAGGUAGUGUUUAGUGAAAGUAUAUUACACCGAUUAACGAUGAUUUCUCCAGUACUUUUCCUCUUUCGCAAUAUUAACUAUAUUGCAAUACAUUUGUAGCUUCGUAGCUUGAAGAUACUUUUCAGGUCCAAUCAGUCUGCGUGACACGAUAUAGUAGCGAUUAAAAGACAAAACAAUAUGUUCAAUGUGUUCAAUACCUUUGCGUAACGAGGAAUAUAUGAAAAAGAAACAAAAUAUGCGUAUGCGAAUGUCGGCGAAAUUUUUUAAGUGCUACAAAAAGGCUGUCAAAGUAUGAAACGAUGAUUACACUUUUACUUGAUUAUUCGUUAUGUUCUUUAGUUGUAUACAUUUGCACUGUACACAUUUGGAAGGAUUUUGUCAAUUUUCUUUCCAAAAGAAACCGCUUUUAAUUUGAUAAUCGUCUUACUCGUUGUUGUAGUAUCGACGGGUUCAUUGAUAUUAUUCAUUCCAAAUUUUUCACGUAUUACACGUAUAUUUUUUUAAUUUAAAUCGAUGUUGACGCGAGUAAUGUUUAAUGAUAUUUAUUAUCGCGUUUAGAGAUAAAUCUAUAUAUAUUUUUUAUACCGUUCGCUGUUUCUACCGUUUUAGUGACACAAAUUUUAGGCAAAAAAAAGAAAAAGUUCCUCGUGAUUAUAAAUAUUAUUAAAACGUCGAUUACUUGCAACGAUUAUCAAUGUCAUGCGAAUCAGAAUUGCAAUAACAAUAUUGUUUUCUUUUCAAUUAUUUCCAAUUGUGUAUAAGUACAACGUAGAGGUGACAAGGCAAGAAUUUAUGUUGUACAUAAAUUGACAUAACAGAAGUGACAGCAGCGAUUCCCAACUAAGAAAAAAAAGCAAAAAAAAAAAAAUAAGUCCCGAACAUUAGUGUAAGCCAAAAAAAGCAGCAAAUGAUAUCGUAUUAUAGCAACACACAAUAAGUCACUGUAUUUCACUUGGACUACGUAAAAAAGAAAAAUUAAGCAAAGCACAACUUCAUCCGGUAAACGUGUAAUUCACUCUAACUAGCGUUCUGUACAUGAAUUUAACAAUAAUUAUUAUAAUAUUACGUAAGACUAAAACCCACAAGUACAUUUUACGAUGAUGUAUAGUGCUAUGUUUCUUAGCAUUUAAAAAAAUUGAGCGAAGAAAGAAAACGUAACACGAUGAUGAAAUAAACAAAAAUAAUAAUACUAAUCUGUAAAGGCAUUUUUGAGGUGAUUCACGAACGUCGCAGUCCCGCAACUUUUAUAAAUGACAUGAAAGAUGAAAAAAAAAAACGCUUGAUUAUAUUGUUCGUCAACUGUUGUUAUUCUUAUUUUUUAAGUGAAACACCAAAAAAUGAUAAGUGAAAACGGACAACGCGAAAAAAGUACCUAUUGUAUAAAAGCAAAGAAACAGUCAUAUUUAUAGAUUGUAAUAUGUAUACAUACCUCAAUAUCUUGUUGUCAAUGAUCAAUGCAGGACUGCGACGACAAUGAGCCUCGUAAAAAAAAAACGAGUAAACCCUCCUUCGCAGCUAUAGUAUAGACUUUGUGCAUUUUGUCGGAUUUAAGUCAAGCGUCAGAAAAAGAAUAAUAAGAGAAAACUGACUAAAAAAAUUAUUAAAAAAACCAUAAGCAAAUACGCCUACCUUUCGGCCUUACUACUUUACAUACAUACACGUGUACACACGAAGCACACACCCGACGCGUGCGUUUUUUAUUUGCGUUAGUUCGUAUGAUUAUUACGAGAAAAAGAAAAACAUUAAUAAAAUAAAUAAAAAAACUUCUCACCUUCAAUAGGUAUUGACUGUGUAAAAAAGAACACGUAACAAAGCCUUUGAACUCACCGAUUAUUUGUGACUCGGUAUAAUUAUUGUAUAAUAAGUAUACAGAAGGAAAAAAGUAAUAAACGAAGAAAUAAAAACGCAAUCAUCCUUCUUCUCGUCGUGCGCGAAGUCGAAGCGCCGUUGAUCCUCCGACUCCCCUUCACUGAUUUUAGCUAAAGUAAUGAUAAAAGAAAAGGAAAAAAAUAAACUACGAUGAUUGUUUGUUACACUUAACCAGAAACGUUAUUUUUGUACUUGGGCGCGUUCUGAAUGUUCUACUCUGUGUCUAUUGUAAAACAAUAUCUCGAAGCAAGCAGGUACCACGAGGUCUAUAAAAAAGGUGUACACGAUAUUUGCUGUUGAUUUGUUUCGCAUAACGAAUGGCAUUUCUGUUCUAUAUCAACGCCGUCUUUUAUUUGUUAGUGUUUCGUUGUGUUGGACGAUUUUACUAGGAGAUAAAAAAAUACAAUUCAUACGCGCUUGUAAAGAAUAAAAUAAACACGGGGUUAUACAAUCAAGUACUCACCUACGACAAUGCGGAUGUUAAUUAUAGAACUUCGAAAUUUCUUGUUUUUAUAAACUGUGCGGAUAUUACCCAUGCUGUCGUCGUUCUACUUGAUUAAUCUUUGUUAUUGUUAUAUAUUCCGGAUACCAAAAGGAAACAAGUCGAGAGUUUAAUGAUAAAAAAAUGUACAUUAUAUAGGAAUUCUUUACUAUGUUUUUUGUUAUAUCAAUACAAAACAAAGCAGGAUCCUCAAAAUAAAUUCAUCAAAA
Phymastichus coffea is the source of this 8264-nucleotide messenger RNA. Its product is annotated as RNA-binding protein RO60-like. The transcript has 8 exons. Gene Ontology annotation, molecular function: RNA binding. The record is from RefSeq and is a predicted model, not a curated record. Bases 103 to 1794 code for a protein of 563 amino acids. Gene Ontology annotation, cellular component: ribonucleoprotein complex. Lineage: Eukaryota; Metazoa; Arthropoda; Insecta; Hymenoptera; Eulophidae.